AUGAAGUCUGAAAUUUUUCUUCUAUUUUUUUAAUUGAAAUAUCAGGAUUAUCAAUAAGAUAAUGAAGGAUAAAAUUGUAUUUAAAAAAUAAAUAACAUUUUUGAUGAUUUUAAUUAUCAGAUGAAAUAGGAAAAUGUUUAGAGACUAUGA
Molecule: messenger RNA, 150 nt
Organism: Paramecium sonneborni
Lineage: Eukaryota; Ciliophora; Oligohymenophorea; Peniculida; Parameciidae
Source: the annotation of a GenBank genome assembly